CACAUUUCAAACCAAAAUGACGCCCAUGAAAACAACCCAAUUGACGGCAGCUCCUUUGCAGCCCACGUGUUUUGGAGCCAUGAAGAGUAGAGGGGGCUGGCAACCACCAUAGCAACCAUGAGAGGCCCAUUGAAAAGAAAAGACACCCCCCCCCUCCUCCUUGACCCGCCUCUCUCCUCCUCAUUUGCAUUAAAGCUACAGACACCGAAAUGGCGCGUUUGGGGAAAGCUCAAUGUGCGACCACGGCUGAAUUUCGGGUACUUCUUCAAAUACUGUGUUAGGGACCCACUAAUAUCUAUAUUAAAGCAUCCAUAAUGUAGCAUGCCAUGGGACCAUUAAAGGCAAUUGCAUCAUCGGAUGUACAGUAUACUCUCUACCAUGUCUAAUCCUUCAUGCCCCAUGAACCAUCAAGCUAUCGGAUAAUUCUAAUGUUUGCAUAUGCAAAUAUAUAUUUUCAGGGAACCACAGUUGCACAAAUAGUUGUUGGAUUAGUUGAAGGCUACUCUUGAGAAUAAAAAAGCAACCGCAAUUCACAGGGGAUCUGAGCCUGAAGGGAAAUGUAUUUUUAUUUAUUUUAAAGGAAGUACCAUGUCUCUGUCUUUGGUUCUGCUGCUUCUUCCAGGAAUCCUGUCCACGGAAGUGUGUGUGAACAUUUCAAAUGGAGUUGUGGAGAUGAAGUUACUGGACCUCGUCGUCACCGAUGAAAGGGAUGAUAAGCUCUUCAACUGCAUGUACAAGGAAGAGCCCUGCUACAUCAACUGCACCAACAUGUUAAAUGGAGAGAAACUGUUUUACAAUAACUCAAAUGCUUGUAGCCAAGUUAGUUCUAAUUGGAACAUCACCGCUAAUUUCGACAUAGGUCCAAAUGUGACUUGCAGAGUAACCGCUUGCACUAGGAAUCAGUCCGAACUUCUCCUGAUGAGCGUGAACCAGUCAAGAAAUGGGAUGGACCGUAUGGUGGAGAUACACCUAUUACGACUUAUGUGCUCUGACCUAUUUUCAGAAGAACAAUAUCUGCAGACGCUUUUCUUAAAAGUAGAGCUACAAUUAAUCCACCUCAUCAUGAAUAUGAUGAAGGAGCAGGGAAAGUACGUUCCGGGAGAGAUGCACCAAUUGGACCUGAAGUACAUGGUGUUCAACAUCUUCCCCAUUGGUGAUAAAAACCUCAACCGCAAUGAAACCAUCACCGGCAAUGAAAACCCCAACGACAAUCUCAUUGAGGUUUCUCAGCCGGAUAGUGAUCCUUCAGUGUGGUUACCUGAAGACGCUCUGGGAAAAAUCAAGGAAGAUAGGAGGGUUGUCAAUUUGGUGAACUACCAGUCGACACAACAGUUUGAACUCCAUAAAGAUGAGUUCGUUUCCAUCGUGACCAGGAUCGAGUUCCUAGGAAUGCAUUCGCUGUCAAACCUCAAAACCCCAAUAGAAAUUACCUUCGAUAUUCAAAGCAAUAUGGAUAAGGAGGUAGAAUGUCGUUAUAUGGAAGAAGAAGAAGGCUUCACUUGGAAAAAUGAUGGCUGCAAAACUUCUCGGAAUGCUACUGUGGUCACUUGCAAGUGCAACCAUACAACAGCCUUUUCUGUGCUCUUGGUGAAAACAUUACAACAUGAAGUUGCAAUAGAGAAAAAUACCCAUUUUCAUAUGUUUACCCUCUCUGAUUUGUGUAGAUUUUGAGGUGAACCAGACAUUAAAACGAAUCUUGUGAUUAUUCUUUUUUUGUUUUUUAUCUGACGGACCAACAGGUUCACCCUUCGUCAUCUAUUCCGGCAGAACAUUGGAAAAUUUUGUCCUACAUCAGUUACAUAGGCUGUGGCCUUUCUGCCUUUUUCUCCGCCCUAUCCCUCAUGAUCUAUGUCGUCACAAGGAAGCCGAGAGAGGAACCGUCUAUCUUCAUCCAUGUGUCCCUGAGUGGGGCUUUGUUCCUGCUCAACUCCUCCUUCCUGCUGACCGAGUGGGGGGCGAGGUGGAACCCGGGCUGGGUGUGUGAGCUCAUUGCGGCCCUCGUACACUACUCCCUGCUGGGCUCGUUCAGCUGGAUGGCGGUCGAGGGUCUGCACCUAUACCUGAUGCUGAUCAAGGUGUUCAACACCGAAUACAAGCACUACCAGCUGAAGCUCUCUCUGUUUGGCUGGGGAAUCCCUGCUGUCGUCGUUGGUGUAACGUGGAGUUUAAAGGAUGUAAAACAGAUUUAUGGCUCGUCAACAUUAACCAUGCUUGACAGCAACCAAACCACUAGCAUCUGCUGGAUCAGUGACAUUACCUACCUCUAUGCAACUAAUGUGGUGUACUUCAGCCUGGUGUUCAUCUUCAACUCUGGCAUCCUGCUGAUCGUGGCAGUUCGCAUCUGCUGCAUGGUGACCACUCCGGCCAGGAAGGGGUUGGGAUGGCGAACCGCCACCACUGUGGCGGGUAUCACCUGCCUUCUCGGGGUCACAUGGGGUCUCGCUUUCCUGGGCUCAGGAUACGUCAACCUCCCCAUCCUGUAUCUCUUCUGCAUUCUCAACUCAACACAAGGUGCCUUCAUCUUCUUCUGGAUUCUUGGCUUAGCCAGGAUUGAGAGAAAGAGAGCCUUGGAGGCCAAGAACGCUUCAGUCUCUAUAAAUGAUUCCAAAGUCACUAGUGUAAAGUGAACCUGAAAUAUAUACCUUUAUAUACGAUUUGUUAUUCAAACAAUAACCUUUUUGCAGAACCUGCAAUUUUUCUAUAUAUAGCUUUAAUUUCUUUAUCUUUGAACCAUUUAAACAAAUUAUUUUAUUUUUUGUAGUAUUUAUAGGUAUAAUCUCAUACCAUUCAACAUGAAUAAAGUAUAAUGUUAUCAUUAAACAUGAAUAAAGUAUAAUCUCAUCACUAAACAUGAAUAAAGUGUAAUCUCACCACCGAACAUGAAUAAAUAGUCAAUAGUAAUAG
Gadus chalcogrammus (walleye pollock) is the source of this 2904-nucleotide messenger RNA. Its product is annotated as adhesion G protein-coupled receptor G3. Gene Ontology annotation, biological process: cell surface receptor signaling pathway; adenylate cyclase-activating G protein-coupled receptor signaling pathway. Gene Ontology annotation, molecular function: G protein-coupled receptor activity. The transcript has 13 exons. NCBI's taxonomy places the organism in Eukaryota, Metazoa, Chordata, Actinopteri, Gadiformes, Gadidae. The record is from RefSeq and is a predicted model, not a curated record. The coding region runs from base 1842 to 2627 and encodes 261 amino acids. Gene Ontology annotation, cellular component: membrane.